This is a messenger RNA of Durio zibethinus, 1962 nucleotides long. RefSeq lists its product as uncharacterized. Gene Ontology annotation, molecular function: protein binding. NCBI's taxonomy places the organism in Eukaryota, Viridiplantae, Streptophyta, Magnoliopsida, Malvales, Malvaceae. The record is from RefSeq and is a predicted model, not a curated record.
UGAGGUGCGUGGUGUUACGUGUCAGUUUUGAAGAGAGAGUACUGAAACGUAGCUUUAUCACAGUGCUGAGUAUCUUGCUCAAGAUUAUCUCUAUCAGUUGAACUUUCAAAAUCGCACGGAGUUUAAUCGAUGAGAGAGAAAAGGACUUCGUCUUCCAUUAAAACCCUUUCUAUGCACGCGCUUAAAGAGGGAAACUUUCGCACGUUCUUAGCCCGGACUUUGUACGGUUAAAACCCAGCACCUUUCGCCCCAAUACCCACUGCAAGAGUCCAGGUGUAGCUGCCUGUUGCUCUAACCCCCUUAUAUUCUCCCCUAUCCCUCCUCCUUUUUCAACUAACCCGAAUGGGCUCACUUUCCGAUCCGGUUUGCCCGAUUCCAAAACCCUUUAUGAAUCGGGGUCUUUGAUUAUUCACCGGAGAGAUUUUAAUGCAGUGAUUGCUUGGUGCUUUGGCUACGGAGAUGGAUAAUGCAGUGAAUUACACGUAUAAGGGGAAGAGCUUUAAUGAUUUGAGUAUCAACGAUAAUUCUUCACCUUUCAGUGAUUGUAACAGCGAUAGAUCCGGGGAGUUCCCAUCGACAUCGUCUCAGAGUCGGCCGUUAUUACUCGCCUGUGCUAAUUCUGAGAAUUCCGAUGAAUUGAUACAGCAACUCGUAUCGGACCUCGAUUCCUGUUCGAUUGACGAGCAAAAGCAUGCGGCUUUGGAGCUUAGACUAUUGGCGAAGAACAAACCGGAGAAUCGAAUCAAGAUCGCUAAAGCCGGCGCGAUUAAGCCGUUGAUUUCAUUAAUCUCAUCCUCUGAUCCUGAUCUUCAAGAAAACGGCGUGACGGCGAUUUUGAAUCUCUCUUUAUGCGAUGAGAACAAAGAACUUAUAGCGUCAUCGGGAGCGAUUAAGCCACUGGUUAGAACUUUGAGAACGGGAACUUCAACGGCUAAAGAAAACGCGGCUUGUGCUUUGCUUCGGCUUUCUCAGAUAGAAGAAAACAAGGUGGCGAUCGGACGGUCAGGAGCGAUUCCACUUUUAGUUAAACUUCUCGAGAAGGGAGGAUUUCGCGGGAAAAAAGACUCAUCAACGGCUCUGUAUUCUUUAUGUACGGUUAGAGAGAACAAGAUCAAGGCCGUUGAAGCGGGGAUCAUGAAACCACUAGUGGAAUUAAUGGCCGACUUCGGGUCAAACAUGGUUGAUAAGUCAGCUUUCGUUUUGAGCGUGUUGGUAUCAUUACCGCAAGCCAAAACGGCAUUAGUUGAAGAAGGAGGGAUUCCCGUUUUGGUGGAAAUCGUUGAAGUUGGAUCACAAAGGCAAAAGGAAAUCGCCAUAGCGAUCUUGUUACAGAUUUGCGAAGAUAAUCUGGCGUACCGUACUAUGUUGACUCGGGAAGGAGUGAUUCCUCCCCUAGAGGCUCUGUCUCAGUCAGGCACUAAUCGCGCCAAGCUAAAGGCGGAGACACUGUUAGAGCUUCUGCGGCAACCAAGAUUCGCCGAUGCCGCUGCCAGGCCCUCAGAUGUGUCAGCAUAGAACUGUCCCUCCCCCAUCGCGAUUGUAAUAAGAAAUAGAUUUUAAAAAAAAAAAAUGUAAAUAUCUUAUGUAAAAUCGAUCUUGUGACAGAGUGAUGUCAGCCUUGAGUUGCUUGAUUUUCGGUUUUGGUUUGCCCUUUUGACGUUUUUAUAAAGAAUAUAUAUAUAAAUGCAUACUUUGUCUUUGUUCUUUUAUAUUUUCAUAAUUACGGGUUUAGGAAUGAUUAAAGUGGAAUAAACAAAUGUAAUGAAUGCUUUAAUUAUAUUUGAAGAAAUUCCACGGAGAACUCGUGCUUCAGGAAGAAACAAAAAGGUACCCCCUUUCAUCACUGCCGUUUAUUUUUUACGAGUUAAACAAUCUAACUAUCUUAUCAUCUGCCACCUGUCAGAAUUUCGCUACCACCAUAGGUUCCUUACUUUUGCGUACUGUUCCAAUGGUUCAAUGUUG